AUGCCAGGGCAGUACACCCCCUCCCCACCGCCGUCGACCCAACCGCUCGAUCCUCACACCUGGGAACCGCUCAAGCCGACUGCACCGGUCCCGGAAUCGUCGUGGCAGCGCUUUAUCAAGAAAUUCAAGGAGGAACCUCUUGUACCCGUUGGUCAGUGGUGGUGUGGUCAACUUGGGGGUGUGCUCUCAAGCUGACGGAGCUCUCUCUCUCUGUCGGUCCUACCCCUGAUUCCUGAUUCCCUGCUGUGCUCCUGACGACUCGUUUUCUCGGCACGAUCGACGGCGUGACGCCCAAAGGCAUCUUUGCAACCGUCAUCGCACUGGGUGGAGCGACCUCGGCGUUGCAAAAGGGGAAUCGAACCCAGUUCAACAAGUGGUUACGGUAUCGCGUCGCAGCCCAAGGCUUGACCGUCGUCGCUGCUCUCGGUUGGUUCUCAAAGUCUCUCCAGAGGACAACGUUCCGCGCGACUUCAUGAUCUGAUCAUCGGUAUGCUUCUCAUCGAACAGGUGGCUCCGUCUACUACCAACGAGAACGAAGGCUCAAGAAGGAAGCCGAGCGAGUCGCACAGAUCGAGGCGCAGAGGCUCGUCUAA
Microbotryum saponariae is the source of this 593-nucleotide messenger RNA. Lineage: Eukaryota; Fungi; Basidiomycota; Microbotryomycetes; Microbotryales; Microbotryaceae. The record is from the annotation of a GenBank genome assembly.